This is a messenger RNA of Blumeria graminis f. sp. triticale, 561 nucleotides long. NCBI's taxonomy places the organism in Eukaryota, Fungi, Ascomycota, Leotiomycetes, Helotiales, Erysiphaceae. The record is from the annotation of a GenBank genome assembly.
AUGAGCGACAUCAGACAUGAAGUUGGAAAUCACCAGCAACCCACAUCGGCGACAAUCGCCAACCCAAAGACAUUUUCCACCACUCGUUUCCACCACUCGUUCUUUGAAAGCAAAAUACAACGCAUCCAUUCGUUCCUGAUUCUUGCACUCUUUUUCAUCGUUUUCGCUGCAGCUGAGAAUGUAGAAUACAAGUGUUCAACAAAGGUAACAUUUGACGGAGAUAAAAUGCGAAAGAAGUUGACGCAGAUUACUGGCUAUUACCAAGCUACUUUAGUUAAAUGUCGACAUCGCGGGCCUUGCAUCAGAAAAAACCUUCUUAAACUGAUAUGGCAUAUUGUAAAACACAAAAGGGCAGAAAAUGUACCAGAACCCGAAGGUACUUAUGAUUUAAGUGUACGAAUGAAGCCUUUGGAGGAUGAGAGGAACAAAAUUCCCGGAGGACAAGGCAACAUAUAUCAAAUUGUAGCCAGGUGCAGCAAAGGCAGUACUUGUGUGAUAGCACACGUGACCGAAAAGCCUCGGGGAAAGAAGGCUCAAGAAAUCAUUUGUUCAAGAGUUUAA